AUGGUUUAUGUUGACGACAUACUUGUCACCAGCAGUGAUCAGUCUUAUGUGGCAACUCUUUUUCAACAGUUGUCAGGGGAAUUCUCUAUUAAGGAUCUUGGUGAUUUGCAUUUCUUUCUAGAUAUUAAGGCUUUAAAGCACCCCAAAGGCACCCUUCUUUCUCAUUCUCGUUACAUCAAGGACUUACUCCAUCGGGCUAUCAUGACGGACUGCAAAUCCAUUAGUACUCCAAUGGUGACCACUACAAAGCCUACUAAUCAAGGGGGUGCUCCAAUGCCAAAUCCGACUGAGUAUCGUUCCAUUGUGGGUGCUCUCCAAUAUGUCACCCUAAUGCAUACUGACGUCUCUUUUGCUGUUAAUAAAGCCUGUCAGUUCAUGCAUGCGCCCACAAUUGACCACUAG
This is a messenger RNA of Telopea speciosissima, 402 nucleotides long. RefSeq lists its product as uncharacterized. The transcript has a single exon. Bases 1 to 402 code for a protein of 133 amino acids. Lineage: Eukaryota; Viridiplantae; Streptophyta; Magnoliopsida; Proteales; Proteaceae. The record is from RefSeq and is a predicted model, not a curated record.